UGAACCCGCCCUAUAUAUUCCCCUUCACUCUGACCCUUUCUUUUCAUAGUAUCUCACGGUCUUUCACCAUGUCUCUUCCAAACCAUGCGGCCUCUUCUGCUGGAGAGCCAUCCGUACAUGCAAUGUUCCAGGACAUUAUGUCAAUGUUGCAGCAAUCUCAAACCGACAUUGCUGACCUCAAGCAGGAAUGCUCUGAACUUCGCCAUGCAAAUACCAGCCUUGAGCGUCAAGUGAGGGAGAACAACUUCUAUCGCUCCAAUACCCCAGGAUUUACGAGUCCAACAGCACCUUCUAGUCCACAACUACGCGCCAGAACGCCUUUCCUCACGCCUUCCAUUCCAGCUGUAGUUCCUUCAAUGAUCACUUCGCAAUCUCAUCGUCCUUCUCCUCUAGGCGAUAACGCUUUAUUUUCCUAUUCCAACAACUAUAGCAGUCGCGAAAUACCUGGUUUUUAUGUUGUUAUCCCAGCCGGUGGGGCUGGAACCCGACUAUGGCCACUUUCUCGCGAAAACCAUCCCAAGUUCCUCCUGGAUCUCACGCUUAAGGGCAGAUCACUGAUUCAAGCGACCUGGGACCGUCUUAUCCCUCUUUCAUCACCUCAACGAACUACCAUUGUCGCCGGUCCGAGUCAUGUCAAAGCUAUCCGUGAACAAUUACCCGAACUACUUCCUUCCAACAUAUUCACUGAACCCGGCGCCAAGGAUUCCAUGGCUGCUAUCGGUCUUGCCGCAGCCAUUCUCACUGAACGGGACCCCGACGCCAUCAUCGGUUCGUUUGCUGCGGACCACACGAUAUCUGGCGACGACGCUUUCCUUUACGCUGUUGCUGAAGCCGUCGAGGUCGCCCGAAAUGAUUAUCUGGUUACUAUUGGCAUCGCCCCUGCACAUCCGUCCACUGGCUUCGGAUAUAUUCGAUUGGGUGAGAAGGUGAAGAUCAAUGACGCGCCGAACGCUCGUUUGGUGGAAAGCUUCAAGGAGAAACCCGAUGCUCGGACUGCUGCUUCGUACAUCGCUACCGGUCAUUACAGAUGGAACGCAGGUAUGUUCGUAACCAAGGCCAAGUUCUUGUUACGUCUCUUGAAAGAAUACCGACCUGAUAUGCACGAGGGAUUGGUAAAGAUUGCGAAAGUGUGGGAUGAUGACACUCGGAGGGAUGCAGUGUUAGACCAGGUCUGGCCUUACCUGGAGAAGAUUCCUAUCGAUAACGCGGUUGCGGAACCGGCAGCUGCCGAGGGGCGUGUUGCGGUGGUCCCUGCAACAUUCGGUUGGGACGAUGUCGGUGAUUUCUCUUCCUUGACAGAUAUCUUGCCUGCGGAAGCGAACCGGCCUCGUGUGCUGGGAGACAAUGCACUUGUGUUGACCGACCAAGUUGCAGGUGGGAUCGUCGUCCCAGGCUCAGGGAGACUUAUAUCUUGCCUGGGCGUUGAUGAUCUCGUUAUCGUGGACAUGCCGGAUUGUCUUCUCGUCACCACUCGUGCGCGUUCUCAGGAAGUUAAACGUAUCGUCAAAAAGGCAAAGGACGCAGGAUGGAAGAACCUCCUGUAGUCGGGAUUAUAAUUAUACCCAUCUCGUCUGGAAAGCCAAGGACCACGUAUUUAUAUCACGGGCUGCAUUAUCUUUAUUCGUCACGGGUACAUUGUCUUUCACUUCUGUUUUGGUUCUCUAAUUUGAUUCUUGCUUGGGUACAAUGAGUUUGUGGAAGGAACUAUCUGGUAAAAAAUAAGUGUGAUAUAGUAUUCCCGCCACGAUGUUGACGCGUGUACCGAAGAAAAGCCGUCAGUCCUGCUAGAUCUCGCUGUGCAAGCCCAAGGUUCGAAGGGUACUGUGGGCCUAGGGAAAGGAGCGCAGGAAAACUGUAGAAUGUGUUAAUUAUAUACUGUUUCUAGGCAGCCUCGGGGAUCUUAAGAAAAAAGUAGAACUCACAGGAAGGUCACCGGACUCAAAUGCAUGCCGAGGAUUUAAUCGGCCUGUUGAUCAGGUCCGGAAAUAGAAAAAAUAUCAGCCUGCUCAUUCGUUAUGUUCACUGAGUUCCUUGUACUCUACUUCGUAUCCUCCCAGGCCCCGGCCAAUCCAUCUUCCCAGAACGACAUUGGCUAACCUUCCUGUCCACAUGGGAAAAUCAACGAGCACGACAUCGGCAUGGUCAAGGAAAGCAAGCAUCUGGAAGACGUUCGGGGAUUGACCCUGCAUGACCGCGGAGGAGAGAUAGCCAUAGAAGUUGUGAAUAAAAGUCUCGUCGAAUCUGGUUUGACGAUAUGAAUAUCCAAUGGAUGGGAAAAGACCGACCUCCGCUUUGGCAUCUGGGUCAUUCCAAAACUACAGCUUUUUGAUCAAGAAGAUUCUUCGGAAAAGAAGCAAAAAGCGAAGGACCAUCCCACUUACGGUGUGGUAACGGUAAGGGGGUAUAGUGGCCGUUUCCCCCGCUUGAAGCUUUCCUAGUUUUCCGUCAAUAUCAUAGCACAGGGUGCCACUCUUCUGUAUUCGAAGUGAAUUGCGGAGUUCGGGAACAAGUAUGUCAUUUUGAAGCACUCACAACAUCAAAGAUUUCCGUCUGGUAAAGGUGCCAAUGGUACGGAGCUGGGUCUAUUAUAAGCUUAUCUCUUUCCUCGGAGAAGAUAUCGGUAUGAGCGUACGAGUGGCAGUGGAAGAGCGACCGUUACCAGUGUGUGGAUUAGAAUGCUUGAAGAUCUGUCGGGAAGUGAAAGAUUCGCCAUGGCUUUGAAUGAAAUACGUCUUCAAUGCUCCGUCAAAGAAGUUCCAAGCUCCGUCAGGGUCUCGUUUAGGAGUUUGAAGGGGAACCU
Molecule: messenger RNA, 2800 nt
Organism: Marasmius oreades (fairy-ring Marasmius)
Lineage: Eukaryota; Fungi; Basidiomycota; Agaricomycetes; Agaricales; Marasmiaceae
Exons: 7
Coding region: 69-1544 (491 amino acids)
Biological process (GO): GDP-mannose biosynthetic process
Molecular function (GO): mannose-1-phosphate guanylyltransferase (GTP) activity
Source: RefSeq, a predicted model, not a curated record